Limanda limanda (common dab) is the source of this 2736-nucleotide messenger RNA. RefSeq names its product STIL centriolar assembly protein (gene stil). NCBI's taxonomy places the organism in Eukaryota, Metazoa, Chordata, Actinopteri, Pleuronectiformes, Pleuronectidae. Gene Ontology annotation, cellular component: centriole; centrosome. The transcript is spliced from 19 exons. Bases 1 to 2736 code for a protein of 911 amino acids. The record is from RefSeq and is a predicted model, not a curated record. Gene Ontology annotation, biological process: protein localization to centrosome; mitotic spindle organization; smoothened signaling pathway.
AUGAGCGACCCGCUGAACCUCCAGGCUCUUCCGGCCGCGGGGCUCGAAGACGUGUCCCCCCUGGAGACCGUGAGAGGAAGAAACGCCACGAACCCUCUGAUGCUGCUGAGUUUCCCCAGGUCCCGGUCGGCUCUGUGGGACGGCCCCUCGGGAGACAUGCUCCGCCUCCAGCUCUGCUCGCACAGGAAGCCUCGUGUGGUGCUGGUGGAGAAAGCUCUGCGACUGGCUCAGCGUCACGUCCGUCACAGCAACAAGCCCCGCCUCCACGGUUUCUUCCUGGGAUCAGUGUCUGUGGACUCAGAUGAGGAGGGGGUCACUGUGACUCUGGACCGCUUUGAUCCGGGUCGGGACCAGGUGGGAUCCUCGGCCAGGCUCCCUACUGCUCUGCUUCCUGGAGACGUCCUUGUUCCUUGUUUGUUUUCCACUCAGACGGAGACGUCACCUGUCACCGUUAUCCAAUCAGAGGCCGAGAUCCAUCACAGCGUCAAGGCGCUGCAGCAGUUUGUGAGCAGCAGACAGACUCUGGACCUGUCUCAGCUGAUAAAGGUCAGAGGUCGUGUGGUCUGCUCUCAGCAGUCUGACGCCAUGGCGUUUGGUCUCAGCUGGCAGGCCGUCUGUCCGUCUGUCGGCGUGGACGUCCAGCCGGUCCGAGCCGUCCCCAUCAUCCCCACUGCUCUGCUGAGGAGUGUGACCGGCGUGGGCCGGACGCUGCAGCACGCCACCAACUGCCACAGAGGGUUUCUGACCAUGGAUCAAACCCGGAAGCUGCUGCUGCUCCUGGAGUCAGAUCCCAAAGCUGCCAACCUGCCGCUGGUCGGACUCUGGCUGAGUGGAGUCACACACAUCUACAACCCUCACGUGAUGUCCUGGUGUCUGAGGUUCCUGUUCAGCUCCGCCCUGCAGGACCGAGUUCUGUCAGAGAGCGGCUGUUUCCUGCUCGUUCUGUUCGCUGCCACUCACAGAGCUCCACAGUUCUUCCAGUGUCGAGGACCGGGACCGGGACCUGGACCUGGACCGGGACCUGGACCGGGACUACAGCUGGACUGUGAGUUCCUCAGCGCCUCCCAGUCUGUCACACUCUACCAGGUGGCGCCGGUGGACGGUCAGUCUCUGCAGUGCGAGCUGUCUUCAGACGAUCACAGACAGACGGAGACGUUCAGAGCGGCUCAGAGCUCCUUUAACAGCGCCCCCCCGUCAGCUGCCGGUGUCUCCGUCACUGAUCAGGACUCUGGAGUCGAAGACGAAGACCUUUCUCCACGACCGUCCCCGAGUCCUCAUGCCCCCCCCAGUCGUCGGGUUCAACCUUCUGUUCCGGAACUCUCUCUGCUGAUUGACAGCAGCUUCACCUGGCGGGACCCUGGCUCCGCCCACAGAUCACCCCCAACUCUGACCUGCAGCCGCCCUCCACCUGCUACUCGCCUUACACCUUGCACUGGUCAGGUGGGCGGAGUCGUACCAGCAGACACCUACCAGCUCCUCCUCCAGCAGGACCGGCAGCUCCGCCUCCUGCAGGCUCAGGUUCAGAUGCUGCUGGAGGCUCAGAGGAGUCAUGUGACCACUGAGGAGCCGAGGGGCAGGACCAGCGUCGCCGUGGGGACAGGUGCCAGUCUGUUCUGGGCAAACCCAGUCCAGCCCCUCCCCCAUCAGGAGCCACAAGCCCCACCCCCCACCUCUCCCUCCUCCCCGGGCCCCUCCUCCUCCUGCAGACACUCCUCGUCACGUGACCUGUCCGUCACUGAGACUGUGGGCGGUUCUGAGGCCUGUGACAUCACAGAUCCGAUGUCUCCCUGCUCCCCUAGUGGUCAACACAGUUGUUUGCAGAGUCCAGCGAGCGCCACUGAGAGGGCGGAGCAGCAGAGCUUCUACAGGAACCUGAUGACUCAGCUGACCAGUCGUCUGCAGGAGUCGGACCAUGGACAGGAAGUGGAGUCCAGGAGGAGAAGUGAGUCUGCGGACUCGUCCCCGUCCAGCAGGAGGCAGCAGAGUUCCGACCCGGUGGUCAGCGCCACGCUGCGCCAGCUGCAGCAGCUCGGCGUGGACGUGGACAGAGACGAGCUGACGGAGUCGGACAGGAAGAGGCUGCGAGAUGUGGAGAGUGUGAGCACGCUGGCGAGCAUCAACCCAGCCGCUGUGGCGAGCAGACUGGGCAUGUCUGAUCUGAGCAGAGUGGGCGUGUCUGAUCUGAGCAGAGUGGGCGUGUCUGAUCUGAGCGUCAGCUCGCUGUGUCCAGGCGCCAGCGUGGAUCUGAGUCUGGAGGCCAACGCCAUCGCUCUGCGUUACCUGAGCGACUCUCAGCUCAGCAGGUUGUCUCUGGGAGGCCACGCCCCUCGUCAGGUCCCCACCUCCUCUGAAUACCUGCUGUCGCCUAGCAACAUGUCUCUGGGCACCAGGCAGUACAUGAGGAAGUACGGCCUGAUCGAGGAGGAGGAGGACGGCGAAGAAGAAGAAGAGCAAGAGGAGGUCACAGUUCAAGGGGCGUCGACUCGACAGCCACUGACCGAAGCUCCGAACGUGAAGCCCCUCCCCCAGAGUCAGCUGAUCAGAGACCUGCUGCCGAAGAUGCAGUUAUUGGCCCGAAAAGCCACGCCCCUCAGCGGCGACAAGGAGAACUGCUCCAGCAGGCGUCCGUCUUCCAGGAGGACGAGCCCGCACCAGGCGGGGGGGGGGUCGGUGGGGGGGUCGGUGGGAAACAUCCUGGACCUGAGUCGCCUGAGACAACUGCCCAAGCUGUUCUGA